Molecule: messenger RNA, 882 nt
Organism: Olea europaea var. sylvestris
Lineage: Eukaryota; Viridiplantae; Streptophyta; Magnoliopsida; Lamiales; Oleaceae
Product: pentatricopeptide repeat-containing protein At4g25270, chloroplastic-like
Exons: 4
Coding region: 1-882 (293 amino acids)
Biological process (GO): RNA modification
Molecular function (GO): RNA binding; protein binding
Source: RefSeq, a predicted model, not a curated record
AUGUUUGGACGAGAGCAGAGUCACAGCUCUAGGCGACUGCAUGGAACCUGCUUUCAUUUAAAAGCCAUUGAUCAUGGCAGUAAGAUUCAUAAACUCAUUCCAGAAAGACUUUUGCUUAAAAAUGUGGGCAUUUCAUCCAAGCUUCAAAGGUUGUUCUCUAGUAAUGGGGACUUUGAUAAGGCCCACAAGGUGUUUGAUCAAAUGCCCAAGAGAAAUGACUCUGCUUUUCCAUGGAAUUCACUUAUAUCGGGUUAUGCUGAGGUUUGCUUGCGGAGUGUUGGAAUGAUCGAAGCUGGGGAGGAAGUUCAUCGUCAUGUGAUUCGCUCUGGAUGUGGAAACAAUAAGUUUGUGCAAAAUGCACUACUGGAUAUGUAUGCCAAGUGUGGUGAUAUUAGCAAGGCUCGAAAAGUUUUUGAUACAAUUGUGGACAGGGACGUGGUUUCAUGGAAUUCCAUGAUUAUUGGGUACAUGAGGCAUAAUCUUACUGUUGAGGCAUUGGAUUUACUACGUGGGAUGACACAUGAGGGAUGUGAACCUGAUUCAAUUACCAUAUCAGAGGGAAGCAAGAAGAGAAGAAAGGGAAGAGAAGGCAAGCAGCGCCUAGGCGCUGCAUGGACAGCGCCUAGGCGCUGCCCAGUUUCUGCCGGAGCAGAAACUGGGCGCCUAGGAGCCAUGUCCAGGCUUCGGUGCAUGCCACAAAGGGAUACCGUGUCAUGGAAUUCAAUAAUUUCAGCACAUUCUAAGGAGUCUGUUGCCCUAGAAUAUUUGCAACAGAUGUUGAAAUGUCGCACUUUGCCUAACAGUAUUACAUUGGUCUCGUUGUUAUUAGCUUAUGCUCAUUUGGGCAUGGUAAGGGAUGGCGAGAGAUUUAUUGGCGCCUAG